Eufriesea mexicana is the source of this 1033-nucleotide messenger RNA. It is a transcript of the gene RfC3, whose product is annotated as replication factor C subunit RfC3. Gene Ontology annotation, biological process: DNA-templated DNA replication; DNA repair. NCBI's taxonomy places the organism in Eukaryota, Metazoa, Arthropoda, Insecta, Hymenoptera, Apidae. The transcript is spliced from 8 exons. The record is from RefSeq and is a predicted model, not a curated record. Gene Ontology annotation, cellular component: DNA replication factor C complex; nucleus. The coding region runs from base 44 to 1033 and encodes 329 amino acids. Gene Ontology annotation, molecular function: ATP binding; DNA clamp loader activity; ATP hydrolysis activity.
AUUUUUUAUAAAGUUUGUCAUAAGAAGUGAAACUAUAUAAAUCAUGACAGCAAAAGCUACUCACUCUACUAAUUUGCCAUGGGUGGAGAAAUAUCGACCCAAGAAUUUGGAUGAUUUAAUAUCUCACGAAGAAAUUAUUAAAACCAUAAAUAAAUUUAUUGAUGAGAAUCAGCUUCCUCAUCUCCUUUUCUAUGGACCACCUGGUACAGGAAAAACAAGCACAAUACUUGCUUGUGCUCGUAAAUUAUAUACACCAGCUCAUUUUAAUUCAAUGGUUUUGGAAAUGAAUGCUUCAGAUGAUAGAGGUAUUGGUAUAGUUAGAGGACAAAUUCUUAGUUUUGCAAGUACAGGUACAAUGUAUAGGUCUGGUUUUAAAUUAAUCAUUCUCGAUGAAGCUGAUGCUAUGACAAAUGAUGCACAAAAUGCUCUUAGAAGAAUAAUAGAAAAGUAUACAGAUAAUGUAAGGUUUUGUAUUAUAUGUAAUUACCUUAGUAAAAUUAUCCCUGCCCUUCAGUCUCGGUGUACUAAAUUUAGAUUUGGUCCAUUGUCUGGAAAUCAAAUUUUACCAAGGCUAGAUACUAUUAUUAAAGAAGAAAAUUUAAAUGUUUCGGAAGAUGGGAAGCAAGCAUUAAUGAGACUGAGUGGUGGAGAUAUGAGAAAAGUUCUAAAUGUUCUCCAAAGUACAUGGCUUGCAUUUGGUGCAGUUACAGAAGAAAAUGUUUAUUCUUGUGUUGGACAUCCCCUUCCAGUUGAUAUAAAAAAUAUUGUCAAUUGGUUGUUGAAUGAAUCAUAUGAAUUAUGUUAUUGUAAGAUACAAGAUAUAAAGCUAAAGAAAGGACUGGCUUUGCAAGAUAUAUUAACUGAACUACAUUUGUUUGUAAAUAAAAUUGAAUUUCCAGAUUUGAUUCUCAUAGAUUUAAUAAUUAAAUUAGCUGAAAUAGAAAAAAGAGUAUCUAUUGGUUGUAGUGAAGCAGUACAAUUAAAUGCUCUUGUUUCGGCAUUUCAAAAUGCUCGCGAUAUCGAGACUUCCUAA